Molecule: messenger RNA, 2006 nt
Organism: Acanthopagrus latus (yellowfin seabream)
Lineage: Eukaryota; Metazoa; Chordata; Actinopteri; Spariformes; Sparidae
Product: trace amine-associated receptor 13c-like
Exons: 2
Coding region: 856-1812 (318 amino acids)
Biological process (GO): G protein-coupled receptor signaling pathway
Cellular component (GO): membrane
Molecular function (GO): trace-amine receptor activity
Source: RefSeq, a predicted model, not a curated record
UACUGCCGGCAAUGUGAACCAGGCUCCUGCUCCGGUCGUACAGGGACCGCAUGGCCCUUAACAGAGGGCCCCCGACCCCGUACUCUCGGAGCACCUCCCACAGGUUAAAAAUCGGAGUCUCCUAUGUGAAUCGGGAGAGUUGGCAACCCUGCAGAUCUAAGUCUGAUUGGAUCCCACAGAAGAACAUUUAUGAGAUGGAGAACAAGUGAAUAGAAGCUGUUUCGCAAUGUUCUACAUGAACUUCUUUCUGUCUUUGAGUAGAAACAUGGAGUCUGUUUGUCUCAGUGAUGGACGGGUUUGUUUCAUACAGACCAGGAAGUGACGUCACAUCAUUGAGGACAGAUGCUGACACCAGGUGUCAUCAGGCUUUGGCAUCAGAACCCUGCUGUUCAGUGGUUCUGAGCUGGACCCUGGUGUUGGACUGUUGUGGCCAGUGUCCUCUCAGCUGCCUGCAGUGAUGCUGCUCCGUGCUUCUCUGAACCUCACCUGUGAGGUCGUGAUGAGGUGAAGCUGAACUGAUUCUCCUCAGCAGCUUCUGUCAGCUCGACAUGUGGAAUCUGAAGCAGAACCAUCUGAUUGUCUGCAUGGAUCUGUGAACAAGCUGCGAUGAGACCAAGAGUGAAAAGUGAUGAAAACUUGACUAACACAACUGGAAACUUUUGCCCUGGGGACAUUUUUUAACAGCCCCAUCUGAUCCUGAGUUUUCCAUGAUGACAUCACUGCAGCCCGCCGGUCAGAUGAUCUGCUCGGUGUUUCUCUGGGGUCUGACAGGAGGAGACACAUUAAUACAGUGUUCCUGACACAGGGGGGGUCAGAGCUGUCGGAGCUCUCCUCCUCCGUCUCUCCUCUCCGACGAUGGAACAGGAGUCAGAACUCUGUUUCCCACAACUCCUCAACGCCUCCUGCAGGAGGCCCGCUGCUCCUCAGCCCGAGGCUCUGCUCGCUUACAUCCUGCUCUUCAUCAUCUCUCUGCUCGCUGCCACGCUCAACCUGCUCGUCAUCAUCUCCAUCUCACACUUCAGGCAGCUCCGCUCCCCCACCAACCACCUGCUCCUGUCUCUGGCGGUGUCGGACCUCCUGGUGGUCCUCCUGGUGAUGCCGGUUGAAGUCCUCCUGACGGGGACCUGCUGGGUCCUGGGCGACCUCGUGUGUGCUCUGUAUUUCUUCCUCCCCGUCACCCUGAUCUCUGCCUCUGUAGGGAACAUGGUGCUGAUCUCAGUGGACCGGUACGUGGCGGUGUGUGACCCGCUGCAUUACCCCACCAGAAUCACUCACAGGCUGGUGUGUGUCGGUGUGUGUGUGUGCUGGAUCUGCUCUUUCUGCUACAGCGUCCUCCUCCUGUCGGACCACCUGCAGCAGCCGGGCAGGUAUAACUCCUGCUCCGGAGAGUGUGUGGUGAGCAUCGCGGGAGACGUGGACCUGGUGGUAGCCUUCAUUAUCCCCAUCAGUGUGAUCGUGGUUCUGUAUGUCCGGGUGUUCGUGGUGGCGGUGACCCAGGCCCGGGCCACCCGCUCCCAGCUGUCAGUGACGGUGAAGAUCAGGAGGUCUGAGCUGAAGGCAGCCAGGACUCUGGGGGUGGUGGUGGCCGUGUUCCUCAUCUGUUACUCUCCGUACUACUGUCUGUCUCUCACAGGCGGAAACAUCGUGAUCGGCUCCUCAGCGGAGGCCGCCAUGAGCUUCCUCAUGUACUUCAACUCGUGUCUGAACCCGCUGAUCUACGCCCUGCUGUACCCCUGGUUCAGAAGAGCCAUCAGACUCAUUGUGACUCUGCAGAUCCUGCAGCCCGACUCCUGUGAGACCAGCAUGCUGUAGACUCACACACACACACACACACACACACACACACACACACACGGUCAUCACUUUGUUCCAACAUGACGUGAUAAUGAAACACUUCCAGGUGAAUCUGUUUCAUGUUUCUGCCUUUAAAUAAAUAACAAAUAUGAUAACAGCUGAUAACACUACUGUGUGUGUGUGUGUGUGCAGGUGAUGAUGAUGAUGAUGAA